Messenger RNA from Brienomyrus brachyistius, 1749 nucleotides. Its product is annotated as germinal-center associated nuclear protein-like. The record is from RefSeq and is a predicted model, not a curated record. Gene Ontology annotation, biological process: mRNA export from nucleus. The transcript is spliced from 10 exons. The coding region runs from base 67 to 1749 and encodes 560 amino acids. Lineage: Eukaryota; Metazoa; Chordata; Actinopteri; Osteoglossiformes; Mormyridae. Gene Ontology annotation, molecular function: RNA binding. Gene Ontology annotation, cellular component: cytoplasm; nucleus; transcription export complex 2.
GAAACUGAGGCAGCAUCAACAGUGAGACGUGCCCGCCGCCUGGACAGCACAGACAGCCUGGGGGGGAUGUCACCCUCCGAAGCCAUGGUGCUCCAAUGCAAGAACAUUCCAGCCAGUCUUAACAGCAAGGACAUCCUGGGGGAACAUUUCCGCCAGUUCGGACGUGUGCAGCGGAUCUUCUGCAGGCCCCAGAAGAACCUGGCCAUAGUGCACUUCCACGACCAUGCUUCUGCUGCCAAAGCCAAGAAGAAGGGCAAACUGCUGCGCAGGCAUGAGCUCACCAUCUUCUGGCAGAGGAAGAAGCAGAGUCCAGGAGAGAAGGGCCAAAGGCCUCCAGAUGACCCUGAUCCUCAGAGCCAGGCAGGAGGCUUUGAGUCAGCCCCUGUCUGCAAAGCCCUCUCCAAAUCCACCUCCGGCUGGUCCUCCAGCUCAUCCCUAUCCAGAGGGUCACCAGCCAAGAAACCCCUGGCGACAAAGGCCCUGCAGUUUGAGAGUGAGCCGCAGAUGGAGCCCAGCCCAGACGGCCUCGAAUCCGAACAUCUAGCCAGCAGCCUCCCCUCUCCCCUCUUCCACCUGAUUGGCCAGGUAGCUGAAACCGCAGAGGAGAAGUAUCGUCUGCUAGAGCAGCGGGACAAGAUCCUGCGACAGGCUCGGCCCAAGAGGACCGACCUGGAUCUGUCCAAGGUGUUUGUGGGUACGUGUCCUGACAUGUGUCCGGAGAAGGAGCAUUACAUGAGGGAGACCCGGAACCAACUGAGCUCUUUUGAGGUCAUCCCCAACACGGAGAAGGUGGACCACACUGCUGCCAUUAAGGAGUACAGCAGGUCCUCUGCUGACCAGGAGGAGCCCCUCCCCCAUGAACUGCGGCCCCUUACUGUGCUGAACAUGACCAUGAACUACCUGGUUACCCAGGUCAUGGACCAGGGUGAGGACAACUACCGUGACUGGUAUGACUUUGUGUGGAACCGCACACGAGGUAUCCGGAAGGAUAUCACUCAGCAGCACCUGUGCGACCCGCUUACGGUGUCCCUUAUUGAAAAGUGCGCCCGCUUCCACAUCCACUGCGCACACCACCUGUGCCAGGAGCCCAUGAUGUCCUUUGAUGCUAAGAUCAACAAUGAAAACCUGACCAAAUGCCUGCAGAGCCUCAAGGAGAUGUACCAGGACCUGGCCAGCAAGAACAUCUACUGCCCUCAUGAGGCAGAGUUUCGGCAGUACAGCGUGCUCCUGAAGCUCAAUGAUGGAGACAUCCUCCGGGAGGUGCAGCAAUUCCGGGCGGAGCUCCGAAACUCUCCGGAGGUGAAGUUUGCCGUCCAGGCCUUUGCCGCUGUCAACAGCAACAACUUCGUGAGGUUCUUCAAGCUGGUCAAGGUGGCCUCGUAUCUGGCUGGUUGCAUCUUGCACCGCUACUUCGACCAGGUGCGCCGUGAGGCUCUGCGGGCCCUGAAUGUGGCCUACAGCUCCCGUGGUUCCACCACAUUCCCGGUCGAAGACCUGGUCCGGAUGCUCAUGUUCCAGAAUGCCGGCGAGGCUUCGGACCUCGCGCUGCACUAUGGGCUCGCGGCCGGGCAGAGGGCAGGGGGCUUCAGGCAUUUCAAGUCGAUGCGGACAUCCACCUCCCUGCCAUUGAUCUUGGUGCCAUUCAUCAGGCGGCAGGCCCGUUCUGCGCUCUCCGGGGAGUCGAAGCGAACCGUGCCACAGCCCUUAGACCUUCCAUUUUCCAUCUUUAUUUCAGCAAACAUCACCUGA